Dermatophagoides pteronyssinus (European house dust mite) is the source of this 1270-nucleotide messenger RNA. RefSeq names its product innexin inx2-like. The record is from RefSeq and is a predicted model, not a curated record. Gene Ontology annotation, cellular component: gap junction; plasma membrane. Gene Ontology annotation, molecular function: gap junction channel activity. NCBI's taxonomy places the organism in Eukaryota, Metazoa, Arthropoda, Arachnida, Sarcoptiformes, Pyroglyphidae.
AAUAAUAAUAUUUUAAUCUUGAAGAAUCUAAUAUUUAUCUGCCAUUAUUUUUACAUUGUCAUAUUGUUUCUGUGUUAAAAUUUUCUUUCGAUUUUAUAAUUAAAAAAAAUCAAUCAAAUCAACCAUGGUCUUAUUGGAAACAUUUGGUGAAUUGAAAAAAUUUUUUCAACCAUCCAAAGUAAUAAUCGAUAAUAUUAUACAUAAAAUGCAUUAUCGUUGGACAACAAUGUUAUUUAUUGCAUGUUGUACAUUGGUUUCAUUGAAUCAAUUUUUUGGUACACCAAUCGAAUGUAUUACGAAUAAAGAAACCAAACCAUAUUCGGAAAAAUUUAUUAAUACAUAUUGUUGGAUACAAUCAACAUUCAGUAUAAUAACAUCAUGGAAUAAAACAAUCGGUAUUGAAAUACCAUAUCCUGGUAUUGAUAAUAAUUUAGAUGAUAAACAAGUUGUUUAUCAUGCUUAUUAUCAAUGGGUUGGUAUAUUAUUAUUCAUACAAGGAUUAACAUUUUAUUUACCACAUUCAUUAUGGAAACGUAAAGAAUCUGGUCGUAUUGGUAAAUUAAAAAUGGAUUUAGAUAAAAUUCUAUUCGAUAAAGAAUAUGAACGAAAUAAACAGCUAAAAAUAUUGGCCAAUUAUUUUAUUGAUAAUCGUAAACAAUCUAAUCAUUGUUAUUUAAAUUGGUUUAUAUUGGUUGAAAUUUUACAAUUCGCUAAUAUUAUUAUUCAAAUACGUUUGAUAAAUAAAUUUUUGGGUGGUUAUUUUCAUCAAUAUGGUCCUGAUGUUUAUCAUUUUUUAAUGAAUUAUAAUGAUGGUAUGAUUAAUCCAAUGAUACGUGUAUUUCCACGUGUUACAAAAUGUACAUUUCGUAUGUUCGGUGCAUCCGGUACACUUGAAAAACAUGAUACAUUAUGUAUAUUAUCUAUUAAUAUUUUAAAUGAAAAAAUUUAUAUUUGUAUUUGGUUUUGGCUUUAUUUAUUAACAAUAAUUACUGGAUUAUCAUUAAUAUAUCGUAUGGCAAUUUAUUUUCUUAAUCAACUUCGUACAAAACGUAUUGAAAAACAGAUUAGUGAUUUUAAUGAUUGUAUUAAUCAUUAUGAUAUUGAUUUUAUUAUACAACAUUUAAACAAAGAUCAAUGGUUUACAUUGAAUUUAUUAUUAAAAAAUAUUGAUCCAAUCAAUGGUUAUGAAUUAUUAUCGAUGAUGAAAGAAAUUCUUCAUGAAAAACAAAUGAUUAUUGGUAAUGGUGGUAAAAUAUUGAUUCCAAACUAA